GUCCAGCCCUUGCCUCCUUUACCCCGGAUUUCAGCUCGGGUUAUCCGAGUCGGAAUCCCCGUGAUUUGCACUUUAGGUUGCUGCUGCUGUGAUUUUGCGGGGAAAGCGAUCUCGAUUUUUAAAAAGAGCAUCCACCAGCUGCUCCAUUUUGUUUCAGGUCUGCCAAUCCAUCUCAGUCCGCUGGGUUAUCGAUCGCCAUGGUAGACCAAAAGGAACAGUCGUCUUAUGAGGGCGUGACGAGCCACACAGAGUCCAUGGCGGAUGAAAACGCGCCCCCCAAAACAUCCCUGGAUGAUUUGAAGGAUGAGACCAGGGUCGACCCGAAUAAUCCACAGAACUGGUCCCUCGUGGCCAAAUACACUACCUACCUGACAAUAUGCGCCUUCACCUUUCUGGCCAACGUCAACUCGAGCAACUUCACCGUCGCCACAAAAGCCAUCAUCCAAGAAUUCCAUGUCACCCAGACACAAGCAGGCGAGCUUGUCUGCUUCAAUGUCUUCCUCUUUGGUCUGGGCAAUAUCGUCUGGGUUCCUCUAAUGCGCGUUGUCGGAAAACGCCCCGUCUAUCUCCUAGCCAUGGUGAUUCUGUGCAUGAUGAAUGUCUGGUCCAGUCAGGCGUCAAGUUACCGCGAACUUCUCGCUUCGCGAAUCCUUUCUGGUUUCGCUGCGGCGGCGGCUGAUGCUACUGUACCUGCCGUAGUCGGGGAUAUGGUGGCUCCCCAGGAGCGCGGGCAUUAUCUAAUGAUUUUUCACUUGGCCAUGACAGGUGGACUAUUUGUUGGUCCGCUGAUCAAUGCGUAUCUAGUUCAGGAGCAAGAUUGGAGAUGGAUGUGUUACUUUUUGGCCAUUGCUGUUGGGGUCGUGUUUGUUUUUUCUAUCUUUACAAUUCGUGAGACGUCAUAUCUGCAAGAGGACAAUAUCGAGACUCGAGAAAAACGGACGCAGCGGCAAUGGAUGUCUUUGACUAUCGGAUACGAUCGACAGGCUUCGUUUGUUCGGACUUUGGUGGAUAUCUUGACUAACGCUGCAUAUCCUCCAUUGAUUUGGUGUGCGUUCACUAUCGGGAUUUCCGUAGGCUGGAAUAUCGUCGUGCAGCUAACCGCGUCGCAAGCAUUCACCGCGCCACCUUAUAGCUGGUCCGCAGGAAGCGUGGGACUCCUCUCCCUGUCCGGAUUCAUUGGGUCCGUUCUAGCCUUCUACGUAGGAGGUCGACUGAUCGAUAUCAUCUCAACGCGGUUAACGCACCAUCGUGGAGGCCAGCGAAUUCCCGAGUACCGACUUCCGGCCAUUAUGAUCCCAGGAACGAUCGGACCAGCAGGCAUCCUGAUCUUCGGACUAUGCGUCGCCAACCGGACACACUGGAUCGGGGCAGCGUUUGGAUAUGCCAUGCAAGCGUUUGGUGUGGCAGCUAUCUCGAACGUGGCUGUAACUUACUCAUUGGAUUGCUAUAAGCCGGUCGCCGGCGAAGCCCUGGUAAUCAUCUUCGUCAUCCGCAACACGAUCGGAAUGCUGCUGUCAUUGUACGCAUCCGAUUGGAUCAGUCGACAAGGUGCGGCGGCGGUGUUUGGGGAGAUGAUGGCGAUUCAAAUUGCGAGUAUCCUACUAGCCGUUCCGUUGUUCUUCUGGGGACGACGACUGCAUCGUGCUACUUUGAGAUAUGGGCCUAUGAAGCGGUUUCAGAAUGUGGAGUAGUCUAAUAUAGUGAGAAAUAUAGCAUAAUAGUAUUGUUCAUCCC
Aspergillus glaucus CBS 516.65 is the source of this 1734-nucleotide messenger RNA. RefSeq lists its product as uncharacterized. The record is from RefSeq and is a predicted model, not a curated record. The transcript has 4 exons. Gene Ontology annotation, molecular function: transmembrane transporter activity. NCBI's taxonomy places the organism in Eukaryota, Fungi, Ascomycota, Eurotiomycetes, Eurotiales, Aspergillaceae. Gene Ontology annotation, biological process: transmembrane transport. Bases 198 to 1691 code for a protein of 497 amino acids.